Messenger RNA from Selaginella moellendorffii, 1731 nucleotides. RefSeq names its product pentatricopeptide repeat-containing protein At4g02750-like. Gene Ontology annotation, biological process: RNA modification. Bases 1 to 1731 code for a protein of 576 amino acids. Gene Ontology annotation, molecular function: RNA binding; protein binding. NCBI's taxonomy places the organism in Eukaryota, Viridiplantae, Streptophyta, Lycopodiopsida, Selaginellales, Selaginellaceae. The transcript has 3 exons. The record is from RefSeq and is a predicted model, not a curated record.
AUGUAUGCAUUGAGCAGUGUUUUGCAAGAAGCUGCUGAAGAUGCUUUGAACGCCAGCAUCGAUCUUGUCAAGUCAUGCACAACACAACGUCAGGCUGGGGAGAUCUACAAUCGUAUCCAUCACCUAGUAGUUUCCGACGUCUACCUCGCCAAUCUCCUGAUUCAGCUGCUUGGCAAAGUUGGCAGCCCACAGCUCUCCCGCCAGAUCUUUGAUUCAGUGCCUUGCCACAAAAGAGACUCGUACACAUGGGACUACCUCCUCGUGGCCUAUGCCCAAAACGGGCAUAUCAAUCAAACGCAACAAGUCUUCGAUGCAAUGCCCCGGAGAAACCUCGUGUCCAGCACCACACUCUCGCGCUUGUAUGCCCAGGCCGGGGAUCUGGAGGGGGCGAUACGAGUGUUCCAAACGAUGGCAUUUUGUGAUCUCAUCUCCUGGACGGUGCUGCUAGUUUUCUAUGCCCGAUCCGGCGAGGUGGGCGAUGCCGCGAGGCUGUUCGAUGCAAUGCCGGAGGUGGAUCUGGCAUCCUGGACUGCAAUGCUUGGCGCAUUUGCCCAGGUUGGUGAUCUGGAGAAAUCAAAGAAAGUCUUUGAUGCAAUGCCGGAACACGACGUCGUGUCGUGCACCGCAAUGCUGAACUCGUUCGGACAGAGUGGAAAUCUGGAAGAAGUGUGUGGGAUUUACGAGAGAAUGGAGGAAAGAAACCAGGUUUCCAAGACGGCUCUUCUUUCUGCAUAUGCCAACAGUGGAUUUGCUAACGAGGCCAAGGAGAUGUUUAUGAAAAUGGAGGAGUUUGAUCUGGUUUCGUGGAACACAAUGCUUUCGAUGUAUGCAAAAUACGGCCAGAUGGAUGAAGCAAAGGCUCUCUUUGAUCACAUGGAAGAGCGGGAUCUUGUUUCUUGGAAUUCAAUGCUUACUGCAUUUGCCCAAUACUGGCAUAUUGGAGAUUCAGAAAGUUUAUUUCAUUCUAUGAAAGAAAGGGACAUAGUUUCGUGGAAUACAAUGCUUGCUGCCUACGCAAACUUAGGUCUUGUAUCAUGUUGCGAGAAAAUAUUCUAUGAAAUGCCUGAAAGGAAUCUAGUGUCAUGGAACUCGCUCCUUGCAGCAUAUGCCCAAAACGGGCAAAUGGAAAAUGCUGUGAGCAUUUUUACGGUGAUGUGCGAGCGGAAUCUUCUCUCUUGGAACUCUCUGCUGGUCGCAUACAUGCACGAUUCGUAUACAGAGGAGUUCCUUCGGGCGUUUUUUGCUAUGCCAGAGCAGCGAGAUCUUUGCUCCUGGAACACAGUCUUGGCAGCAUUUGCCUACAGCGGAGAAUUCAGUGAUGCUUUCCAGAUCUUUGGCGAGCUUAACAUGAUUGGGAGCCCAGAUGGGAUCUCAUUUGCCUGUGUUCUUCAUGCAUGUUGCCAUGCAGGGAAAGCUUCCAUUGGGAGGAACUACUUCUUUUCCAUGACAGUGGAUUUUGGGUUGGAUCCAUCCAAGCAGCACUAUAGCUGCCUGAUCAAUCUGCUGGGAAGAGCUGGGCAUCUGGAUGAUUGCCAGGAACUUGUAAAUUCAAUGCCUUUCGUCGCUGAUGGCUCGGAUUGGAGGAGUUUUCUGGGAGCUUGCGCUAGCUCCAAGGAGAUUUGGAGGACACAGCGUAUGAGAGAGGUUAACAUGAACCAUCCAGCAUCCUAUGUUCUCCUCUCAAACAUUUUCUCCGUUAAGCAAAAAAUGGAAUUGGACGGCUCAGAUUGA